CUCCGGCCAGCAUUGGCGGAAGUAGGGGGCGGUACUUCCGCCUGCACGAAGAUGGCGGCGCUGUGAGUGUGUGAGAGAGCCGGGUGACGGGCUGAGCGGAGGAGACGCAGACAUGGCCGUCAGCAUGGCGUCUCAGUUUUUCUCCCAAGAUGAGGGGGCACCAGAUGUAAUGUCCACCUCUGAGAAGGUUGUGGAAUUGUUGAACACGGCUGCUCUCGCCACAAAUGACUCCAAAAUUACCAUGCUGAAACAGGUUCAGGAGCUUAUAAUAAACAAGGAACCGACCCUGCUGGAUAACUUUCUGGAUGAAAUCAUCGCUUUCCAGGCAGAUAAAUCUGUAGAAGUUCGGAAAUUUGUUGUCAAUUUCAUUGAAGAGGCAUGUAAGCUGGAUAAUGAGCUCUUGAUUAAAUUAAUUGCCAAUCUCCACAUGCUCCUAAAGGAUGAGAAUGUCAAUGUGGUGAAAAAGUCCAUUCUGACCAUGACCCAGCUGUACAAAGUGGCUCUUCAGUGGGUCGCCCGGUCUCGCCCACCGUCAGAUCAUCAGGAGUCGUGCUGGGAUCUGGUGACUGAGAUGGCGGCAGACAUCCUUCUCCUGCUGGAGUCUGACAAUGACGGGAUUCGCACCCAUGCAGUGAAGUUUGUGGAGAGUUUGAUUGUCACUUUAUCCCCCCGUACUCCAGACAGCGAGAUCCCCAAGAGACAGGAGGGAGACAUCAGCCUGGAGCAAAUCCCUGGAGACCACCCCUUUCUGAAAUCCAACUAUUUGCGGGACAUUGGGAAACAGGCUCUGAAAGAACUGCUGAAAUUCAUGGCCCACCCUGCGAUCUCCAGCAUCAAUCUCACUGCGGCCCUCGGCUCUUUGGCAUCGAUAGCCCGCCAGAGGCCAAUGUUCAUGUCGGAGGUCAUCCAGGCCUAUGAAACGCUGCACGCCAACCUGCCCCCAACUCUGGCUAAAUCCCAGGUGAGCAGCGUCCGAAAAAACCUGAAGCUGCAGCUGCUGAGUGUCCUCCGGCACCCGUCGUCCUGUGAAUACCAGGGGCCCAUCAGCACCCUUCUGCUGGAUCUGGGGACCGGACAGGGAGAGAUUACCCGUCACUUACCACCACCUAGGGAGCUGGGCCGCAAAAGGCCCAGAGAAAGUGGGGAAGGAGGACAGAAAAAGAGCCGGACUGACCCCCCGUUAGCUGAUGAUGAAGAUGAAAAGGACACGAUAUCCCAUCCUCCGAUUCCCGCGUCUGCUCCCAGCGCUCUGUCUGCUACAGAUAUCACCGCAGAGUUUCUGCAGCCGCUACUCACCCCGGAGAGUGUAGCCAACCUGGUUCUCAUCAGUAUGGUCUACCUGCCGGACACCAUGCCGGCCUCCUUCCAGGCCACCUAUACUCCAGUGGAGUCUGCUGGAACCGAUGCUCAGAUCCGGCAUCUAGCGCGACUUAUGGCCACACAGAUGACCGCUUCAGGAAUUGGUCCAGGUGUGGAGAAGGUGAAGGAGCUUCCAGUCGAGGUUGUGGAGGAGGAAAGUGUGAAGCCGGAGGGACUGGUGAUCAAGCGACGGGUUUCCUCCCUGCCCACUCAGGGGCAGGCCAUCUCUGUUUUGGGGUCUCAAGCUAAGGGUGAAAAGGAUGAGGACGAUGAAGCCCCUCUUGCCAAAAAACGUCCUGAGCCUAUACUGCCGGUGACGCAGAUUCGGCCGGCUGGAUCCGGAGGACGCAAAAAGGUCUUUAAGCUCAAAGAAGUCCUGGAGCCGAUGACAGAAGCUCAGAUCAGAAGCCUGAAACUGGCAGCGGUGCAGAGAAUCCUACAAGCAGAGCGCAGUGUGGGGGGCAGCGCCGCAGCCCAGAUGCGUGUGAAGGUUCUAGCACGCCUGGUAACCCAUCUGGAUACAUCCCUGAAGGUUGAAGUCUUGUCCCACUUUCUGAGGGAUCCCCGGGCCCGGCUGGAGCUGGCGCUGGCAUGGCUGUACCAGGAGUACUGCGAGUAUCAGUCGGGGGCAGGAGAGCAGGGCUAUCAGGAGUGUCUGAUCGGCAUUCUGACUGGUCUACAGGAGCGUCCUGACCAGAAAGAUGGGGUCUUCACCAAAUUUGUGCUGGAGGCUCCCCUGCUGACAGACUCUGCGCUGGACGUUAUCCGGAAAUACUGCGAGGAUGAGGGUCGCAGUUAUUUGGGGAUGUCGACGUUGCGGGAUCUGAUCCUCACUCGUCCUGCUCGGCAGUUCCAGUAUUUGCAUCUUCUUCUGGACCUAAGCUCUAAUGAGAAGGACAAGGUCCGUCAGCAGGCGCUGCUCCUCGUUAAGCGGAUGUAUGAAAAGGAAAGUCUCCGUCAGUACAUAGAGAAAUUUGCCCUUAAUUACCUCCAGCUGCUGGUCCACCCUAACCCCCCCUCGGUGCUCUUUGGGGCAGAUAAGGACACAGAGGUGGCGGCCCCCUGGACGGAGGACACUGUGAAACACUGUCUGUACCUGUACCUGGCCCUGCUUCCCCAGAAUCACAAACUGAUCCAUGAGCUGGCAUCCGUCUACACCGAGGCCACCGCAGACAUCAAGAGGACUGUCCUUAGAGUCAUCGAGACCCCGAUCCGAGGCAUGGGAAUGAACUCCCCGGAGCUGCUCCUGCUAGUGGAGAAUUGUCCCAAGGGUGCGGAGACACUGGUGACGCGGUGUCUGCACAUCUUAACGGAUAAAGUUCCACCCUCCCCUGAGCUAGUGAAACGCGUCAGAGAGCUGUACCAAAAGCGUCUCCCAGAUGUGCGCUUCCUGAUUCCGGUGCUCAAUGGUCUGGACAAGAAAGAGGUCAUUCAGGCGUUGCCGAAACUCAUCAAGCUCAACCCUAUUGUUGUGAAAGAAGUGUUUAAUCGGUUGCUGGGUACACAGCACGGUGAUGUCAGUUCUUCCAUGUCUCCUCUCACACCUGGAGACCUUCUCGUGGCUCUCCACAGCAUUGAUUCCAGCAAAUGUGACAUGAAAUCUGUCAUUAAGGCUACGAACCUGUGUUUCUCUGCGCGCUCAGUGUACACCUCUGAGGUCCUGGCCAUCGUUCUUCAGCAGCUGAUGGACACCACCCCACUUCCCAUGCUUCUUAUGAGGACAGUCAUCCAAGCUCUUGGAAUGUACCCACGACUAGGAGGCUUCAUCAUGAACAUCCUUACCCGUCUCAUCUACAAGCAGGUUUGGAAGUACCCCAAGGUGUGGGAGGGUUUCAUUAAAUGUUGCCAGAGAACGAAACCUCAGUCUUUCAGUGUCCUGCUGCAGCUGCCCCCGCCGCAGCUCCUGUCUGUUCUCCAGACGUCCCCUGAUCUCCGCGACCCCCUCUUGGCUCAUGUCAGAAGUUUUACACCUAACCAGAUGGCUCAUGUCCCACACGCUAUUAUGGUAAUUCUAGAAGCUGAAUCCAGAACUGACCCAGAUGUAGAAGAGUAUCCACAGCCCGUAGAGGCAACAGAACCCCCAGCACAGGACCUCAUCGCCCGACGUCUCGCCCAAGAGAAAUCCUUGAAACGACAGAUUCUGGAGGAGCAGAAAGGAAAAAACACCCAAGAGGUGGAGGAGGAGAUGGACCUUCCUAUUCUCUUAUUAGAAGAGGAGGAGAUGAUCACGAAACCCUCUGGGAAAGGGUCUCCUCCAGGCGAGGCGGAGAACCCAGUGACCACCGCCACACACUCGCCGCCCCCUGAGGAACCUAUGGAAGAGGACCCAGCGCCGAAAGAGGACUAGACCCCCAGAAGAGCGAUCUCUCCAGCAGCAGCUACCCAUUGUCAUAGCAACCAACAACCAAUAAAAACCUCCGCCUGUAA
Messenger RNA from Pseudophryne corroboree (corroboree frog), 3786 nucleotides. It is a transcript of the gene SYMPK, whose product is annotated as symplekin scaffold protein. The record is from RefSeq and is a predicted model, not a curated record. Lineage: Eukaryota; Metazoa; Chordata; Amphibia; Anura; Myobatrachidae. The transcript has 27 exons. Gene Ontology annotation, cellular component: mRNA cleavage and polyadenylation specificity factor complex. Bases 113 to 3706 code for a protein of 1197 amino acids.